Heterostelium album PN500 is the source of this 348-nucleotide messenger RNA. RefSeq lists its product as uncharacterized. Bases 1 to 348 code for a protein of 115 amino acids. The transcript has 3 exons. Lineage: Eukaryota; Evosea; Eumycetozoa; Acytosteliales; Acytosteliaceae. The record is from RefSeq and is a predicted model, not a curated record.
AUGGUUUUCGUCUUUAGAUUAUUUAUUAACUAUUCAAAGUUAACAAUAGAACUACUCAAUGAGGAGACGAAGGGAAAGAUCACAAUGGGUGCAAAAGGUACUACUGAACCCAUAGUUUAUAGUGGUGUUGGUGGUAGUGUUGGUAUGAAAGUACCACUCAAGGCCACAGGAAAAACAAUGAAAUUCACUCUAGGAAACAUAGUACAUAAUAUUGUUGACGAUGAUUAUAAAUUACUGCUCGAUGGUGAACCAAUUUUAAAUUAUGUAUCUGAUCCCGAAGCUGAAUGUUGCCUCGUAAUAACUGGAGGUGACAAUCCAGAGUUUAUGAGUGUACAAAUACUUAAUUAA